CAAGGAGUCGCAGGAGCCGCCAGCGAGUCUCUCUCCGGCCUCUCUCACGUCCAUGGGCAACGCGUGCAGCCUUGGCAGCGGCGCGCCCAUGGACGACACAAAGCCUCUCCCCAGCACCGACCCGGCGGUCGAAGAUCCGGACGACGAUGGCGCCGCUGUCAGGCCGUGGUACCAGCGGCCGCUGCCGCUCACGCCUGUCACUCGGAAGUCUGCGCAUGAGCUGACAGCAGCUGAGGAGGAUCGGAUCCUCGCGGCGUGGCUUCGCAUGAUGCGCAACGAGGACGGCCCGGGCACGUCCCGUUAUUUUCGUCUCGCGCUGAUCCACGGAGGGUCGAGCUGGCCAUCCACCCACCUCGCGGCGAUGCAGAACCCUGUGCCGAGUUACUGCACGCACGGAGUGGAGUGCUUCCCGAACUGGCACCGGAUCUACAUGCUCGAGUUUGAGCAGACCCUCCGCCGCGCCGACCUGGAAAACGGCGGCGACGGCAACAUCGGCCUGCCUUAUUGGGAUUGGACGCGCCAACCUGAGGGCGGUCCGUUUCUCCCUUCGCUGGCGCAGCGGCUGAUGGCGACGAACGAGUAUGACGGCGUCCCGUCCGAAGGCGGCCUCUUCCACGCAACCUUCCUGCCGCUCGACCAGCAGGGCAACCAGCUGGCGCCGCGGGAGGAGGACGGCACCCUCUUCUACAAGACCAACCCGUGGAACAGCCGCGUCGACGCGGAGCUGCGCACGUACUGCCUGGAGUGGUUCGGCGUCGGAGAGAGCCUGCAGGCCUACCUCGAGAUGAGCGACCCUCGGCGCGCCGCCCUUGCGCUCGACGCGGCACCGCACGGCUCUGUCCACGUCGCCGUCGGCAGCCUCGGGCGGCGCGAAAGGGGGACCGAGAUGGUCGGGCAGGUCCCGACCGCGGGCUUCCACCCGCUCUUCUGGCUGCACCACUGCAACGUCGACCGCGCCUACGAGUCCUUCCUCCAGACCCCGGCGGGGAGGGGGGCGGAGGCGGCGUUCUACGCCAACCGCUUCCUUGAUGGACGCGAGGCGGGCUUCCCCGACGGGCAAUGGGGCCGGUGCGAGCCGUCUGCGGUGUCCGCAUGCACUCCACGCCACCUCGCCGGGUGAACAGCGCCUCGGUCGCUCGUGUGAAUAGGUACGAGCCGCUUCCACGAGGAGGUGUGUACAGCGCCUCUUCACACCUACAGCUGUGAGUAGGUACGAGCCGUUUGGCGUCAACCCGCGCACCCGCGAGCAGUACGCAGGACGCGACACCUUUGACAUCGCCCUUCUCGGCUACAGCUACCCACCCGGCGGACUGUACACGCCCGCCAGCCUCCAGGCGCCGAGGCCGCGCGGGGUGUUGUUGCCUGGCUCGCCCGGGCCGGUGGAGCUAGCAGGCCCCCCGGGCCCCGUGCCAGCGAGCGCGGUCUUCCGCGACGUGGUCAAGCUAAAGGUCGACGGCUCCAAGGCGCUCUUUGUGUACGCGUCGGACGCCGACGCAUCGGGCGGGGGAGGGCUGCUUGGCUGGGUGGCCGGUUCGUUGGGAUCGCCUCGCGAGUGGCGACCGCCAAAGAGCCUCGCCGACCAGGCCCCGGAGGCGCUGCAGGCGCUGCCUGGGUUCGUCGGCGCCGCGUCGCUCUUCUGCCUGCCCGCCGCGGACGUGGUCAAGUGCGACAACUGCCUGCGCAACGCGCCGACCACCACCGCAUCCGUCGACAUCACGCGCGCCCUCGCCGCGCUUCGGAUCCCGCGCGAGCGCGUCCGGCUGCACGCCGUGGCGUACGACAUUGCCACGCAGACGGCGAUGACCCUCGAGGCCGAGAUUAGCCGAGAUUCGCCGAGAUUCGUCGAGAUUCGUCGACCGAUUUGCAGACGGCGGAUGACCCUCGCGGCAAGAGGGGUCGCCAGCGGCCAUUCCUCCAGCGUUGGGCCUCUCAUCUUCACGCGCGCGAGCGUGUGAAUAGGCGGCGGGCGUGCCGCAGCCCAUUCUCUCUGACUGCAGUAGCCACGUCGCCGAGGAGGAGCCGACCCCGAGCUGAGCAGAGCCGUGCCUACGAAGCUUGCCACCAUCUCCUCGAGGUCUCGAUGCCUGAUGACUUGGGCUUUACGAGAGUUUCCUCUCGCACCCUGCCUGGUUUCCUUUCCGUGUUUGCUGCUAGUUUCCCUACAGCACCCUCUAGUUUCCUUGGGAAACUCCGUGGAAAUCAUCAAUUUCCCGGGCUCUGAGCCGAGUCUGAGGCUGGUUUGGGCCCCAAAUCAGCCAAAUCGGCAAAAUACCGGGGUAUUUUGCGGGUAUACCUGGAAACCCCCGGAU
Molecule: messenger RNA, 2309 nt
Organism: Emiliania huxleyi CCMP1516
Lineage: Eukaryota; Haptophyta; Isochrysidales; Noelaerhabdaceae
Exons: 10
Coding region: 53-1120 (355 amino acids)
Molecular function (GO): oxidoreductase activity
Source: RefSeq, a predicted model, not a curated record